AUGGGCUGUGCUAACUAUCAUGCUCGGAUUCGCUUCACCGAUAACAGUUCUGUUUGGCUUAUUCGAGUGCCUCGAAUGAAUAGCAGUAUCCCGGAAGCACUCGUCAACUACCUAAUUCGUAGCGAGUACGCAACUCUCCUCAAAUGUCUCGAAACAACCAAAGUACCUGCUCCUCGGGCCUUCGAUUAUGGAAUCGUUGGCGACAACCAAAACCAAGUAGGCGUGAGUUAUAUACUCAUGGAAGAAAUGCCUGGCAAAACUUGGAACCAACAAGGCCCACGUGGGAAGCGCUUUGCAGAUGAAAAAGAUAAAGAAAGAAUUUGGAACGGUUUAGCAGAUAUUCUGAUUGAGCUCAACCGUCAUCUAUUUCCCGCGGCUGGGUCUCUCCUCCCGGGCCAUUCGCCUUCUGAGCCAAUAGUCUCUGCUAUUGCGAGUGAGCGAUUUCUUGUUCUGAGUCCUUCGGGGCCGUUUAACACAUCCAUGGACUAUUACACUUCAUUCGUGAAGCAAAACAUGGCCCGGAUCUCCGACGGCCAAAUUUUCGCCGUUUUUCCUGCAAAUGCCUAUUUAGUAUUUGCAUACUUGAAAUCUCAGCUCCACAACCUGGCAGCGAAGCCGAAACACAAUCCAGUGCAAGCUACAGAGCAAUUCUACCUCAAGCACGUGGACGAUAAGGCGGAUCACUUGAUGGUUGACGACGAGUUGAAUAUUAUUGGAAUCGUAGAUUAG
This is a messenger RNA of Penicillium brasilianum, 729 nucleotides long. Lineage: Eukaryota; Fungi; Ascomycota; Eurotiomycetes; Eurotiales; Aspergillaceae. The record is from the annotation of a GenBank genome assembly.